AUGUCGCCGCCCCCCAUCAUUGCCCCCUCCAUCCUCAGCGCCGACUUCUCCAACCUCGGCCAUGACUGCUCCCGCAAGAUGGAGCAGGGCGCCGAUUGGCUCCAUGUCGAUAUCAUGGACGGCCACUUCGUGCCCAACAUGACCAUCGGCUGUCCCGUAGUGUCCCAGAUUCGCGGUUGCGUCGACCGGCCCCUCGAGCCCAGUGGCCGGGGCACCUUUGACUGCCACAUGAUGAUCAUGGAGCCUCAUAAAUGGGUCAACGAGUUCAAAAAGGCCGGUUGCGAUCUGUACUGCUUCCACUACGAGGCGGCCGUCUCCUCCGUCGCCGCGACCGAUCCCACCGACAAAACCACUACCGCGCGCACCAGCCCGCGUCAAUUGAUCAAGUAUAUCCACGAGGAGGGCAUGCAGGCCGGCGUGGCCAUCAAGCCGGACACCCCGGUGGACGUGCUGUGGGACAUUCUCGACAGCCCGGAGCUGGACGAGCGGCCGGACAUGGUUCUCGUCAUGACGGUGCACCCCGGAUUCGGCGGACAGAAAUUCAUGGCCUCGGAGCUGCCCAAGGUGCAGGCGCUGCGGGCGCGGUAUCCGGACCUGAACAUUGAGGUGGACGGAGGCCUGGGCCUGGGCACGAUCGACCAGGCGGCCGACGCGGGUGCCAACGUGAUUGUGGCGGGCUCAGCGAUCUUCGGCGCCUCGGACCCGGCCGAUGUCAUCGCCAAAUUGCGCGAAGCGGUGCAGAAGCGUCAGAGCCGAUCCUGA
This is a messenger RNA of Penicillium cinerascens, 762 nucleotides long. Its product is annotated as ribulose-phosphate 3-epimerase RPE1. Gene Ontology annotation, biological process: pentose-phosphate shunt; carbohydrate metabolic process; pentose-phosphate shunt, non-oxidative branch. The record is from RefSeq and is a predicted model, not a curated record. The transcript has 3 exons. Bases 1 to 762 code for a protein of 253 amino acids. NCBI's taxonomy places the organism in Eukaryota, Fungi, Ascomycota, Eurotiomycetes, Eurotiales, Aspergillaceae. Gene Ontology annotation, cellular component: cytosol. Gene Ontology annotation, molecular function: D-ribulose-phosphate 3-epimerase activity; metal ion binding.